AUGUCGUCCAAGAGGAAGAAAAACGAUAGUUCGGACGAAGAAAGUGAUGAAGUCGAUUGGCAGAAGAGGUAUCUGAAUAUGGAAAAACUCUGUCAGAAGACGGAAAACGAACUGAAGGAGUCGCACGAAGAGAUGGAAACGAAUCGCUCGGAGCUGACAGAAGCAGCUGCGAAGAAUGAAAAGCUAGAAAGAGAAUUGAAACAUGUUAACGAUAAAGUCCUUCGAUUCCAAUCAAUGAUGAGUGCCAAAGGUGUUAUCAAGUGGCUUGAAGAAGAAAAGCGAAAUGACGCUAUACGGAAAAUGCCGCUUGACAUCAAAGAGGCGAAGAUCCGAUUGAACGGCCGGCUGAGUCUCAGCGAGAACAUCGCGGGCAAUGGGGGAGUGAAAACCGCGUUCAAUGUCGGCAUACAAAGCUUGGCGACUGAAGACGAGCCGGCGCUUCCUGGUUUCCAGAAUUUCACCUCCGAACAAAUGUUUUUCCUUGCUUAUGCGAAUAACUGGUGCUUGGUGGUUCGACCCAAACACUAUGUGCAAUUGGUGAUGGCCGACGUUCACGCGCCGUCAAAAUAUCGAGCCAUCAUCCCGCUGCAGAAUCGAAAGGAGUUCUCUGAAGCAUGGAAAUGUCGCGACGGAUCAAUGAUGAACCCACGGCACAAAUGUCAAGUGUGGCGAUGGGUGUUUUUUUUGAUUAUU
This is a messenger RNA of Mesorhabditis belari, 693 nucleotides long. Lineage: Eukaryota; Metazoa; Nematoda; Chromadorea; Rhabditida; Rhabditidae. The record is from the annotation of a GenBank genome assembly.